This is a messenger RNA of Cokeromyces recurvatus, 1186 nucleotides long. RefSeq lists its product as uncharacterized. The transcript has 3 exons. Bases 75 to 1001 code for a protein of 308 amino acids. The record is from RefSeq and is a predicted model, not a curated record. Lineage: Eukaryota; Fungi; Mucoromycota; Mucoromycetes; Mucorales; Mucoraceae.
AUGUUGUUUUUUUUUAUGAACAUUAUCUUCUUUUUUCUUUUUUCUUUCUUUCUCUCUUUAUAAUAAAUAGUAUCAUGUCAAAUCCCUUUGAACCAAAUAAUCCAUGGCAAAAUAAUCCUCCACCAUCACAACCAACGGGUGGACCACGUUAUGGAAAUGCAUAUGAGAGUAAUCCACCUUAUGGAAAUGCAUAUGAUAAUAAUCCACCUCAUGGAAAUGCAUAUGAACAAUCAUCAGUGCCUAGAUUUAGUGCAACAGGAUAUAAUAACGCCUGGGGUGAAGAGUCGAAUAAGAUUCAAGAUGAAUCUAGUUCAUGGAAUUCACCUACUCCUCAACCAAUGUAUCCACCUCAAUCACCUUAUGCUACUCAUACAACUCCUCCUGCAACUAAUAAUGCUUAUCAGUUUUCCGGCACUUCAUAUGGUAAUCAGCCUCAAACCUUAGGUAAUGCUUAUAGUCCGCAAUCUUUACAUUCUUCUACACCACUACCACCUACAAAACCUGCAGAGCAAGUGGCAUCUGCUGGACCAGAACCUUGGAAUGGAGAAAUUUAUCAUACACCUAAUAAAUGGAGAUUUUGGUUCCGUUUUGGUAUCUUAUUAACCAGUAUAGGUCAUUUAGGAUUUGCUGCGGGUGCUCGACCUUAUUCUGGAGAAGACGUUCCAUUUUCAUCAUCCUCAUGCUUUUAUUAUUUAUUUGCUGUGGCAAUCAUGUCGAUUAUUUGGACUGUAUAUCUUAUUAUAUUCUACUUUUACAGAAGAAUGCUCAAGAAACCCAAGAUGAAUCGACCUAUCAUGUUUGGUAUUGAUUUAUUCUUAGCCAUUUUAUGGGGAAUAGGUAUUCUUGUAGAAAUUAUCAAGUUUCGAUGUACUUCAGGAGGCAAAUUUUGUGCAUUUUACAAUGUCAGUAUCUUUUGGGGAUUCCUCGCUUUUGUUGCUUAUAUUUUAGCUGUUAUUUGGGAUAUUUAUGGCGGUUGUUGUAGUAAUCGAAGAAAGAAUUAAUCCUGCAUGUAAAUAAUAUCGUACUUAAUAGUAUAUUUCUAUAAAAAUAAUAUAUAUAGUUUAAUGGAUAAAAGGAAAAAAAAAAAGUAAUUUUCGAUUAUUCAAAACAUAAAAAUAAGGUCUUUAAAGACUACGACCCAAUUGUUUAAUAAAGACAUGUAUUAUAUAUGUAUAUUUUAAGCAAG